Molecule: messenger RNA, 2565 nt
Organism: Tachysurus vachellii
Lineage: Eukaryota; Metazoa; Chordata; Actinopteri; Siluriformes; Bagridae
Gene: taf6l
Product: TAF6-like RNA polymerase II, p300/CBP-associated factor (PCAF)-associated factor
Exons: 11
Coding region: 390-2312 (640 amino acids)
Biological process (GO): transcription initiation at RNA polymerase II promoter; RNA polymerase II preinitiation complex assembly
Cellular component (GO): SAGA complex; transcription factor TFIID complex; SLIK (SAGA-like) complex
Molecular function (GO): transcription coactivator activity; RNA polymerase II general transcription initiation factor activity; protein heterodimerization activity
Source: RefSeq, a predicted model, not a curated record
GGCGCAUGGCAAGAAUACAUUAUGAGCACCGGAAGAUAAAAUGUAUCGAAUAAUUUGACCGAUGGACACAAAGUUAAUAUUUUCUAACACACGAACCCGGGUUGCUGAUAGGCUCGAAUAACCUGCCUGAUUAAGUCGGCUUGCCAAAAGCAGGGCUUUUCUCAGUGUAGCUAUAUUCUCGCUCGCUUGUGGUACAGAAGUGCUGUUUUGCCUUCUCCUUUUAAAAAAAAAACAAAACACUCCCCUUAGGUCUUUUAUUGUAAUCAGCUCUAUUAUGUUAAAAACAGCCAGGUUCACGAAUGAGCUAAAAGCGCCUGCGCUCCCCAUGUGAGCCCUCACAUUAGGCGCUGUAUUAAAGUUGAACUUGUGUUUGGACGCUUAUUACGAAGAUGACUGAGACAAGAGAAGAGCGUCGCUUCGCAGAAGUAUCUCGUGACUCCAUCAAGCUGAUGGCUGAGAGCGCUGGUGUUGAGAUUGGGGAUGAUUUAGCCUCGAUGCUCUCAGAAGACGUGUGUUAUCGCCUCAGAGAGGCAGCACAGAACAGCUCACAGUUUAUGAGACACGCCAAGAGACGAAAACUGACUGUAGAGGACUUUAACAGAGGACUGCGGUGGAGCAAUACAGAGGUUGUUUGUGGCUACGGUGCCCAAGAUGCUGUACCGUUCCGGCCUCUAAAAGAGGGCGAGCUUUUCUUUGUUGAAGAUCGGGAGGUGAAUCUGGUAGAGUUGGCUCUUGCCACCAACAUUCCCAAAGGUUGUGCUGAGACGACAGUGCGAGUGCACGUGUCUUAUCUCGAUGGAAAAGGAAAUCUGGAACCUCAGGGCACAGUCCCUAGUGCUGUGCAGUCUCUGUCAGAUGACCUCCUCAAGUAUUAUCAGCAGAUCACUAGAGCCAUUUUAGGAGAAGAUCCACAUCUUAUGAAAGUUGCUUUAAUGGAUCUUCAGUCCAACUCUAAGAUUGCUGCUCUUCUGCCUUAUUUUGUUUACGUCAUCAGUGGGGUGAAGUCGGUAAGUCAUGAUCUGGAUCAGCUGAACCGGCUGUUGCACAUGGUGAAGAGUCUGGUUCAGAACCCAUAUCUGUAUCUUGGCUCGUAUGUGCGCAGUCUGGUCUCCAGCGUCAUGUAUUGCAUCCUGGAGCCACUUGCUGCCUCUAUUAAUCCACUCAACGACCACUGGACCCUGCGGGACUACGCUGCUCUGCUUCUCAGUCACAUUUUCUGGACCCAUGGUGAUCUGGUGAGUGGACUGUAUCGUCAGAUUCUGUUGUCACUGCAGAAGGUCCUGUCAGACCCAGUGCGUCCUCUCUGCUCGCACUAUGGAGCGGUGGUCGGUUUACAUGCUCUCGGCUGGAAGGCUGUAGAGCGCGUUUUAUAUCCCCACCUGCCUGCAUACUGGGCGAAUCUGCAGGCCGUGCUGGACGAUUACUCUGUCUCGAAUGCACAAGUAAAAGCAGAUGGGCACAAAGUCUAUGGAGCAAUUCUUGUGGCAGUGGAGCGUUUGCUAAAAAUGAAAGCUGUGAGUUUAACUGCAGAAGGGAGUCCUGCUGCUCUUCAGAGUUCUGGGGGUGGAGGGAUGUGCUUUAGAGAAAGCUCACCAGGCCUCAGUCCACCUCCUGAACCCCUCUCUGAAGCCCCUCUGGGUAUUGCAAGCCACUUGCAGGCAGCAGGAACAGGAUGCCAGUGGGAAGACUGGACCCCUGUCUCACUACCUGCUAUGUACUGCGAACUCUACUCCUUCUUUGGGGAUAGUUUGGCUGUGCGUUUUAGCACAGGUCCUGCAUUAGGCAGUGCACCAGCUGCAGCUCCAGUGCAACCUACUGAUGCACGAAAAGAGUCAGGGAGUGGCACAGGCAGCAUGGAAAGCACACGCAAGAUGCCACAGCUCACUGCCAACAUGAACCUCAGUCCCAGACCAGAUGGAAGCCCACGUACUGAGACUGUACCACCUACUCUAGGUGCUACAGCAUCAGGGAGGUCUCUGGCUCGUUCGUCUUCCUCUUCCUCAUCCGCAGCCCCUCGUUCGAGGUCCUCCUCCCGUCCAGGGCGUUCUGCCAGCCAAUCUAGAGACAUCUUCCCAAAAGCUCGCUUCCUGCCUUCCCAGUUGGGGCCUCCAGCCUUCUCCUUUUUGAUUGGUGGCCGUCAGAUGGGCCGGCGAUGCCAGGGUCGACGUUUCCAGACGAGCUUUACUCCAACUUCAUCCGUCAGCUCCCUUCCUCCUCGGGCCUAUGCCCACAAACUACCGGUUAUCGGGAGAGUAAGCAAACCAGUUAGACGCUGGACCUGCUCUCAUUAUUCACUGUAUCUGCCUCUUUAAUGCACACAGAGAAACUGGGUUGGCUGGUUGUACCAUGUAACCAGCUACAUUAGCUUCCUCAUGAACCUUAUAAUUUAGAUUUAGAACAGCUGCAAAACUGAAGGUUGACCGCAGCCAUGUUUUUCUCAAUACACACCAGAAACUAACACCAGCUCUUUGAUUUCUUUUUGAAAUACCAUUUUGUUGAAUGUUUUGUAAGUGGAUGUUAUGUAAGUGGAAAAUUGUAAAAUAAAGCCAAGCAUCUGGAAGCCUA